AUGUCCCCCUACCAACUUGUAUAUCGAAAGUCUUGCCAUUUGCUGGUAGAGCUUGAGCAUAAGGCUAUAUGGGCACUAAACAAGCUAAAUUUGGAUUGGGGCGCCGCAUCAUAUCAGGGAAUGAGUGACUUGAAUGUCCUUGAUGAGUUUCGCCUAAGAGCUUAUUAUAGUUCAGCUUUGUACAAGGAGAAGAUGAAAAAGUAUCAUGAUCGAAGGAUUGAAAAGCAAAAAUUUGUUGUUGGUGAUCUUGUGCUUCUAUUCAACUAUAGCUUGCACUUGUUUCAGGGCAUGCUAAAGUCUAAGUUAACCGGGCCAUUCUUAGUAAUGCACCUGCUCCCAUAUGGAGCGGUCGAUCUGGAGAACAGUGGCAGAACAAGGUUUAAGGUAAACAGGCAAAGGAUCAAGGUCUAUCUGGGAAACGCGGAAAGUGUGCAAGAAGUUGUUGAGGCCUAUUAUCUUGAUGUAGUCUGA
Messenger RNA from Solanum tuberosum (potato), 471 nucleotides. RefSeq lists its product as uncharacterized. Bases 1 to 471 code for a protein of 156 amino acids. The transcript has a single exon. Lineage: Eukaryota; Viridiplantae; Streptophyta; Magnoliopsida; Solanales; Solanaceae. The record is from RefSeq and is a predicted model, not a curated record.